Messenger RNA from Ipomoea nil (Japanese morning glory), 1510 nucleotides. Its product is annotated as B3 domain-containing transcription factor VRN1-like. Lineage: Eukaryota; Viridiplantae; Streptophyta; Magnoliopsida; Solanales; Convolvulaceae. The transcript has 4 exons. Bases 219 to 1166 code for a protein of 315 amino acids. The record is from RefSeq and is a predicted model, not a curated record. Gene Ontology annotation, molecular function: DNA binding.
CCCCUAAUUUUCCCCAUCUUUCUAAGCCUCUUCAGUUCUUCUUCCGUGCGAAACUCUCCGUCGACCGAGUGCGACUGUGCGAGUGAGAGUGAAUCAGUGAGCCGCCGGGCGCCGGACGAGGUGAAGAGUUUCGACGCCUACUUCAUCAACGCUUAUUAACAACAGACAGACAUCCGGCGACAAGCUUUAGCAGUUCAGUAGCGCAGCCGAGAGAGAGCAUGCAGAUCUGCAAUUCCUUCUUCGCAAGAGUCCGGCAGUCCGUAAUCGAUCAGAAACGACUUAGGAUCCCGGGGGAAUUGAUUCAGAAAUACAAGGAUGAACUCUCUGACGUUGUCAAGUUCUGUCUCCCUAGUGGUGGUGAAUGGGGCGUGAACUUUAAGAAGAAUAAGAAAAUGGCAUGGUUUGAUGAUGGUUUUGAGAGCUUCAUGGAGGAUAACUCUAUUGGCAUCAACUACUUGUUGCUCUUCAAAUAUACAAAAAACUCGCGAUUUAAUGUCCAUAUUUUUGACCUGAGUGCGACAGAAAUUGAUUAUCCAUGUAACUCUCAUGGUGCUCAGAAGAGAUGUGAUCCCGUGAAGGGAAUCCCGGGUGGUGGUGGGUAUUGCAGCACUGGAGAUGAUGGGAUUGAUCAGUCUAUCUUUGGCUCUGGCAUGAAACGACAGAGAACAACCUCACCUGAAGGGCAAAGAAUUUAUCACUCUAAUGAAAGCAAGGUGAGAAAAUUGAAGGAGAGGAGUGUGAUUUUAGAUGGGAGUGAUGAUGCAAACAAACAUAACAUUCCCAAAAGGGAGAAAAUAGAAGGGAAUGUUGUGCUUCAGAACCCUCAUUUCGCAGUCAGGCUGACAGAAUGCGAUGUAUUAGGUAUAAAUAUGUACGUGGCAGCGGACUUUGCAAGAAGUCUUUUGCCAGGUAAACCUAGAUCUAUAUAUCUUGAGGAUGAAAAUGGGAAGAGAUGGAUAGUCAAGUGUAGAUUGAGGUCGAGGAGGGUGGGUGAUUUGACCUAUGGGUGGCGACUGUUUGUUCAGCACAAAAAACUAGUAGCUGGAAAUGUUUGUGUUUUUGAGUUGGUCAAGGAUUCUCUAGCUGAUAAACCUGUAUUGAAGGUGCACAUAUUCCCUUCCUGGGAAGACUUGCCCCAGAUUGACUCGCAUCAGUUCAAUAGCUAGGCUAUGUUGGGUUUUGAUUGUCCAAUUUUGACGUUAAUUGACCAACUCCUGGCUGUCAAGUCCUUUUAACAUUAUGUCAGGUCGGCUCAGGAGAUCAAUCUAAGUAUCUAAUACUCUCCUGCCAUUACUGGUUAUUGAAGGCAUUAGAAGUGAAGGUUGAAACACAUCUUUUGAUCUUAUCCUGGAGGGUAUUAGGAUUCUAGCUAAUGAUUUUUGUAAUGUAAGCUUUGUAUUUGUUAAACGACCCGCGAAUAGAGUUGCCCAUUUACUAGUUAAGGAAGUUGUAUUCAUAGCUAACCGUAAGGAAUGGAGGUCUACCCCUCCGGCCUUUCUUUUGGAUAUUC